Tachysurus fulvidraco (yellow catfish) is the source of this 4336-nucleotide messenger RNA. RefSeq names its product SON DNA and RNA binding protein (gene sonb). Lineage: Eukaryota; Metazoa; Chordata; Actinopteri; Siluriformes; Bagridae. The record is from RefSeq and is a predicted model, not a curated record. Gene Ontology annotation, biological process: regulation of cell cycle; regulation of mRNA splicing, via spliceosome. Bases 76 to 2796 code for a protein of 906 amino acids. The transcript is spliced from 9 exons. Gene Ontology annotation, molecular function: RNA binding.
GGAAGUGAAACACCCCAGUCUUCCUGUCUGUACAGGGGCAUUGUGGGAUAUCAGCAACUGAAUUGACUGAAAGAAAUGGCAACAGACAUUGAACAGAUUUUUCGGGAUUUUGUGAUGAAUAAAAUAAAAGAAAUAGAAGAUGAAAGUCAGGAUAAGAGCCUUCCAGAGAAGGUGGAAUCUAAUAAUGGGACAUCACACACUGAGCAAGCGGCAGGUGUAAACGAAGAAGCUGCUCAGGUUGAUGCUCUGACCACAGCCACAGAUAAAGUCUCAAACACUGCAUCCCAUGUCAACAGUGGCAAAGAAGAACUGAUUACUAAACACAAGAAAUCUAAAAAGCACAAAAAACACAAAAGCAAAAAGAAGAAGAAGAAACAUAAGGAGAGCAGCUCAGAGUCCGAGUCGGGCGGAAAGACACAGGAAAGUGUGAAGAAAAAGAAGAGAAAGAAAAAGAAGAAACAUAAACAUGGAGAAAAGGGAAAAAAGUAUGAUUCACCGUCUGGAAGCUCUUCGGAAUCUGACACUGAAUCUGAGUCUGAAAUGAAACCUUUGUGUGAAACUGUUAAAACUUUAACUGGGAAGAUGCCUCAAGAUUUACCUGACAUUAUUCCUAAGCUUGAGACAGCUUUUGACAAACACAAAGAAAGUAAAAAAGACAAAAGGAGCUCCAGUCGCUGCAGGACCUCCCGACAAGACAAGAGUUUAAGAAGGCAGCGCUCCUGUUCCAGACAUAGAUCCAGAUCCCGGUCACCGAGACGAUCUUCGAGAUCAAGGUCCAAAUCACUUUCCAGGAAAAGUCCAAGAAGGCCGUGUGCGCAGAAAAGGUGGAGAAGUCGAUCCAGGUCUAGAUCCCAACGGCGUAACCGACGGUCCAGAUCUCAUUCUACCGGAAGAGGCAGACAUUCCAUAUCCAGGUCACUGUCUCAAGAAAAUAGAUCAAGGUCUAACGCAAAGAAGAGCAAGAGAUCUCGAUCCAAAAGUAGGAGUUCGUCAUCAAGUUCCCGCUCAAAAUCGAGUGAUCAGCAUCCUGUGAAUGAGAGAAAAAUGCAAAGUACAGCAGCAGAAAUAAAGCUUGAUGGCUCUCUAAACAAAAACCUAAAGGAAGCAGAAAAUGGAGACCAAGAGAAAAGUGAGACUGUGCCAGAGACCCCCUCUACCAUUAUUAUUACAGACGGCAUAAUAAAUGAUGGCCAAGUUACUAGAUCUGCUGGCUCCUGGAGACCCAUUCCUUUCCUGAACGCAGGCGUGUCUGUUCCUGACUCCUCUGAAAAGUGUAUUAUACCCACAAUGCCUUUGGAUACGAAAGAUGUUUUACUAUAUACCUCAGGUGGGUCCCGAGACCUCCAUGGCACUGAAAAGGAAGCAGAAAUCAUUAGUUCUGAACUGAAAGACUCCCAAGACUUUAAACAGAAGUCCAUAUCACCAAAUCAAAGGCACUCAAAAUCCCCUUCAGGAAAAAGAUCAACGUCCAGUUCACCUGUCCAACAAAGGCAGUUCAGAUCAUCCUCCAGGAACAACACAAAGUCUCCUUUGCAUCAGAAAAGAUCCAAGUCCAGAAAACGCACUAGGCGUUCUAAAUCCAAUUCGCCCGAUAGGAAAAGGUCAAAGUCCCAUUCACCAGGGAGAAGGAGAAGGUCUAGGACCUUGGAGAGAAAGCGAUCACAAUCUAGACAGAGGUCUCGCUCUAAAUCCAGAAGGUCUAGGUCUGGCUCACGCCGGAAAAGGGGCGUUUUCAGAACCCGCAUGUUUAGCCAGCGGGAUCGGUGGAAACGAGAGCCGAGCCAUUCUCCUGUCGUCAUCCUGCGGAAGAAAAGAUCGACCUCCAGAACACACCGCAGCACCAGCACGACACCCCCACGCCUUACUGAGCUCGAUAAAGAACAGUUGCUUGAAAUUGCCAAAGCUAAUGCUGCAGCUAUGUGUGCUAAAGCUGGUAUGCCAAUUCCUGAGAGUCUGAGGCCAAAAACCAUCCUUCAGCUGCCCUUGCCAAACCCAAAUCCCACACCAUUGCCCUUACCCCUGCCCCUACCGGUCAAUCUCCCCAUGGGAAUGCAAGGAAUGUCUAACAUGACCAUGAAUGCUGCUGUGGCUAGCAUGACUGCUGCCACCAUGACCGCGGCUCUAUCGGGCAUGAACGCACUUGCUGCCAUGCCACAGAUGGCACCUUUGCCCACGAUAACCAACAAGCCUCCACCCUCGGCCACACCAAAUCUGAAUCUGGUCUCCAUCGAGGAAGCGAAAAAAAAAUUGGCUAAGCAAGCAAACACCUACAGCAUCAAGGAGUUGACAGAAAAAUGCAAAAAGAUUGCGGAGAGUAAAGAGGAGAUGGCUAUCGCAAAGCCACAUGUUUCUGACGACGAGGAUGACGACAGGCCCUUUGGAGCAGUUGCCCUUAAGGAGAAUAAGGGCAUUACCUUCUGUCUCAGCAACCCGUCUGUGAAGCCAGCAGUAAGGACCGAGGCUGCUUUUGCCAAGGAGUUCCCGGUGUCUUCAGGUUCACAGCAUCGCAAAAAGGAAGAAGAUGGAAUGUAUGGAGAAUGGAUGCCUGUGGACAAAAAGACUGAUAAAGCAGGGGCACCUUCAGCAUCUGCUGGGGCCGAGGACCAGAGUAAAGCCAGCGACAGUGUCUUCCCCGAGGCGCCCUCACAGCCAGUGGACAUCACGCUUGCAAUUAGUGAAAGAGCGGUAGCACAGAAGAGACUGGCUGAGAAUCCCUUCGACAUCAAUGCUAUGUGCAUGCUUAAUCGUGCACAGGAGCAGGGUCGCCAAAGUGGAUCACGUGGUCCGCAUAAUUAGAUUUGGCACUGGUUUUACGCCGGAUGCCGUUCCUGACGCAACCCUCCCGUUUUUUACCCGGGCUCGGGACUGGCACUGAGAGUUAACUGUUCAGUGGCUGGAUUAAUGCCCUGCCUGGGAUUCGAACACGGGCCGCGGCAAUGAGAGCGCUGUAUCCUGCCGCUGGACCACCUGGUUCACCUAUCUAUUAAAAAAAAAAAUCUAAUAAUCUAUGGGAAUUACAAUGAAUCGUGUAAAAAGGAUAAAUCCUCAGAGAUAAGAAAUGAAAUAAAUAUGUUUAUGGAGAGUAUAUUAUUGUUAUUAAUUGGAUGAACUUACACCAUCUAUACGGCACUACAGAGCCCCAAAUACCAGCACAACCAGGCACAAGAACAGUUUUUUACCACCUCCAUCCUUGUACAUCCCUGCAUCUUAUUCUAUUCGAUUCCAUUCUAUUAUCUAUAGCACAGCCGUACAUUCAUUUUUUUUGCCUGUUUGUAUUUACAUAUGUGUGUUUUAAUUUUUAUUGUCUGUGUGGUGUCUCUGUAAAACAACUCAAUCAAUUUCAACAAAUUCCUUGUAUGCACAAGCAACCUGCUGUUGUUGGCGAUCACAGAGGUCAGACGUUUCUUGUAGUUGGCCACUCAGUUCCUCUCCAAGUCAUUGAGGGUUCAAUCCUGACACUUGGCAACUUGAACCUUCAGCUCACUUCACAGAUUUUAUGAGAUGAAGGUGUGCAGACUGGCUAGGCCACUCCAGGACCUUAAUGUACGUCUUCUCGAGCCACUCCUUGCUUCCUUGGUCGUGAUUUUUUUAAAUUCAUUGUCAUGCUGGAAUCCAAAUCCACGACAUAUCCCUGGCAGAGGGAAGGAGGUUCUCUUGAUGUAGUGACGUUGUCCUGUCCCCUUAGCAGAAAAACAUGACAAAGCAUAAUAUUUAAACCUCCAUGUUUGAUGGUGAUGAUGGUGUUCUUAGGGUCAUAGGCAGCAUUCCUUCUCCUCCAACGAGUUGAGUUUAUGCCAGGUCUCAUCUGACCACAACAGUUUCACCCAGUUCCCCUCUAAAUCAUUCAGAUGUUCAUUGUCAAACUUCUGACAGGCCUGUAUAUAUAUAUGCUUUAUUGAGCAGGGGGACCUUGCUGGCGCUGCAGGAUAUGAGUCGUUCACGGCGUAAUGUGUUACCAAUUGUUUUCUUGGUAACUAUGGUCCCAGCUGCCAUGAGAUCAUUGACAAGAUCCUCCAGUGUAGUUCUGGGCUGACUCCUCACUGUUCUCAUGAUCGUUGAAACUCCAUGAGGUGAGAUCUUGCUGGAGCCCCAGACCGAGGGAGUCUGACAGUUAUCAUGUGUUUCUUUCAUUAAGAGAGUGCUCCUAAUUUCAGCUCAUUACCUGUAUAAAAGACACCUGGGAGCCAAAAAUUUUAAGGGUUAAAUACUUAUUUCAAUGAUUUUAAAAUGCAAAUCAAUUUAUAACGUUUUUGAAAUGUGUUUUUCUGUAUUAUUCUCUCUCACUGUUAAAAUAAACCUAUUUACUAUUAAACUAUUAAAAUUAUAAACUAUUAAA